ACAAGCGAGAGCUCGUGUCUCAAUCACAAUGUUGGCGACAGUGGCGCUUUUGUGUAUGCUCGUCGCAUCAGCACGAACCAUAAACUACAGCUACGCUACUCCUGCUUACGGCGUGGACACGUAUGAGUACUCGGGACCAGUGCCUACAACAAGAUACGACGGCCACGGUGGCGACAGGGAGCCGAGCUACAGCACGAAGACCUCACGGAAAGAAAGCCGUUCUACCUACCCAUCGGCGCUCAGUGGCAGCAGGUAUAGCUUGGAGCCAAGCUACGUAACAGAGCGUACUAUCUACCCGUCCGGUGACAGUAGUUACCUCGAUAGGCCUGUUUACGCUGAGGAACCGCGCGACUACGGGACGCGGCGGACAGCCGACCGCAUCACCGUCGGACACGCGACGGAACUCCAUGGUUACGACGCGCCCGCCAGCAAUAACCUAACGCCAGAUACGCGCGGCCCUAACAGCCGCCGUUAUGACGAUGCACACCCGCUACGCUCGCGUGAGUCAACGCGUGCCGGCGACGAGCGGACCGCAUACAGCGAGUACAAAAGGAGUGAAUCGGAUGGACGUCCUAGCGCUUAUGCGAAGCUCGAACCGUAUUCUCAUCCCAACGCGCAUGAAUUAGGACCUGGGCGCGAGCCCUAUACAUCCCGCGGGGUAGCGGUAGAAAUUCAGGAUGGGCGUUCUUUAAACGGAAGGCAGAGAGAUGGCUACGGACGCAGACCUUCAUCACCUGCUGCACCCCGUCAUGAUGAUAACAUUAGACCGAGCUACAAAAAUUCGAACAGCGAAUACCCGAAAAAUCGGCACGUAUCUUCUGAGUCCAGUAUAAAGAGUCGUGCUUUGGGUGUACGGGCGAACGAUUUCGAUACGCUACUCCCUGGCCAUAGACCGAACCAGAGGGCAAAUGACAAUGAAUAUGAUAUUGGUAGAAACAGAAACAUAUUUAGUUCAAUGAGAAUCGAAGUUGAUGACCCCAUAACACGAAGUGGAUACGCACAAGAUAUACGUUCCGACCACGUCGCUGACUAUGGACCGGCCCGAGACAGCUACGAUAGCCGUCUGUCUGGACACGGAAACGAGGAUAUCUACAGAACUGAUACAAGAACCUAUGCUGCGAAUAAAGAAUCUAGGAAACCAUACGGGUCUUCUUCUGAACCUGCAUUUAAAUUCCCCCAUUCUGGAACGUACGAUAACUACUUCGGUUCUAGGUCGAAAGAUUACGGAGGACCAUCGGUCACCACCUACUCUGAGAAAGUGGAAAAGAAGCAGCCUGUGGCAUACAACGCCAUCAGGGAUAGUAGGCGGGAGGCGGACGACGACUAUGGCGUCGGUCGCUCACAUGAUGACUUAGCAUGCAUCAUACGCCAUCUACCGGCAGACCCUGAGGUCGCUCACAUGAUGGCUUAG
This is a messenger RNA of Priapulus caudatus, 1411 nucleotides long. RefSeq lists its product as uncharacterized. NCBI's taxonomy places the organism in Eukaryota, Metazoa, Priapulida, Priapulimorpha, Priapulimorphida, Priapulidae. The transcript has 3 exons. Bases 29 to 1411 code for a protein of 460 amino acids. The record is from RefSeq and is a predicted model, not a curated record.